This is a messenger RNA of Patiria miniata (bat star), 1931 nucleotides long. It is a transcript of the gene mgat2, whose product is annotated as alpha-1,6-mannosyl-glycoprotein 2-beta-N-acetylglucosaminyltransferase-like. Gene Ontology annotation, cellular component: Golgi membrane; Golgi stack. Gene Ontology annotation, biological process: protein N-linked glycosylation; oligosaccharide biosynthetic process. The record is from RefSeq and is a predicted model, not a curated record. Gene Ontology annotation, molecular function: alpha-1,6-mannosylglycoprotein 2-beta-N-acetylglucosaminyltransferase activity. Lineage: Eukaryota; Metazoa; Echinodermata; Asteroidea; Valvatida; Asterinidae.
UCGAUCAUUAGAGAUCGAUCAUUCAUGCGUGGAGGAUCCGCGGACGACAUGACAAGUUCGCUGCCGGGUUUACCUUGAUCGGUAAAUUGUUCGUACUUUACUGAUAUCCAUUGUAGUGUUCAAUGGAAAGUUGCCACAAUCUUCAUUCAUUGAGGUAACCCACAAAUACAUUUGAGGCCACUUUGAUGGUCGAGCCUGAGCGUGUUCUCGGCAGGGCACACAAGGAGAGGUGAAGUCCAAAAUGAGGCUGAGAAGACUCCAUAAACUGGCGAUAGCCAUCACCUGCCUCCUUAUGUACACCAUGUACAGGGUGACCAAUGAUGACAAUGACGGGAACCAGGAUGGAGGUGUUGCUGGUGGGGCCAACGCCGGUGCUGACCACAGUCUGAAUGUUGCAAAGCCUGUCCAGCCGGUUAAACCGAACAAGGGACAAAGCGAGGAGCACCCGAGGGUGAAGAAACAAGACGCGGUGGUCAUCGGGGUCAACCACAACGUGAAGGAGGUCAAGCAGUCGGGUCCCGAGGUGCUGCCCGCCAACCCCGUCAAGGUCAGGACUAACAGAACCGGGGAAGCCGAGCGAAUCCGGCAGGCCAUCCUGGACGUGAACAGCAAGGAGGAAGUCCGUAACCUGGCCCGGUUCCCGACGCGAUCCAACGCCAGCGUCGUGAUUCUGGUCAUGGUUCACAAGAGACUGGAGUAUCUGCGGUAUCUUAUCAAUUCUUUACGCCAGGUGCGGGAUAUCGGGGAUGCCUUGCUGAUCUUCAGCCAUGACUAUUAUUCCGAGGAGAUCAACGCACUCAUCAGAACUGUUGACUUUUGCCAGACUAUGCAAAUUUUUUAUCCUUAUUUAUUGCAAAUCUACGAGAAAGAGUUUCCAGGAGAGGAUCCCGGCGAUUGCCCUCGAGACAUGAAAAGAGACAGAGCCAAAGAGAUAAAGUGUAACAAUUGGGAGCAUCCGGACAAGUAUGGUCAUUACCGUGAGGUGCGGUUUGUCAUGACCAAGCAUCAUUGGUUCUGGAAGCUUCAGCAUGUAUUUGGUGGCCUUUCUGCCACCAAGAACCACAAAGGUCUUGUCUUGCUUAUUGAAGAGGAUCACUACAUGACUCCUGACGCCUACUACAUGUUGCAAAAGAUGUAUGAGCUUAAAGGCAGCAAAUGUUCGGAGUGUGAUAUUUUCACGUUAGGUACCUACGAGAAGAGUAGGAGGUACAAGGAUAGGGGAAAUACGGUUGAUGUUCUACAGUUCUAUUCUUCUAGGCACAAUAUGGGCAUGGCGCUGGAUAGGAGCACAUGGGACAGACUUCAGCCAUGCGUGAAAGAAUUUUGCAAUUACGAUGAUUACAACUGGGACUGGACAUUACAGCAUGUUAGUCUGACCUGCUUGAAGCCCAGCCUGUCAGUUAUCGUUCCCAAAGCACCAAGGAUCUUUCAUAUCGGUGAAUGCGGCAUUCACCACAAAGGCAAGUGCAACGCGGCCGAGCUGGUCAAGCAGCUGGACAGCGUGGUAGCCUCCAGCAGUGACUACCUCUUCCCCGAGAGUCUCACCAUGACCCCGCUGACACGCGCCUUGUAUCGCAAGAUGCCCAAGCCCAAUGGAGGGUGGGGCGACGUCAGGGAUCACUCGCUGUGCAUGGCGUAUGGACAGACAGACGCCACCAAAGCCAGGUCAUGAUGAAUAAGCAGUCGCAGGCCGUGCCUAGUGCCUUAUCUUUGUCUUCUGUCAAAUGCUGAACUGCUCGGUUCAGUGAUUUCCAGUGCAAGACAGCUGUGAGUAGUAACUUGCAAUACAACGCCUUUCUUCGUAGCAGAUUCCUAAUAAAGUGAAGAUGCCACUAUUUUAUAGUGAACCCACCUGGCUUUCACAUUUCACCUUUGACAUUUGACUUUAUGCACUUAUUUACCUCGCACUAUAUUUUCUUUGUAAAAAAAAA